Messenger RNA from Capronia coronata CBS 617.96, 1446 nucleotides. RefSeq lists its product as uncharacterized. NCBI's taxonomy places the organism in Eukaryota, Fungi, Ascomycota, Eurotiomycetes, Chaetothyriales, Herpotrichiellaceae. Gene Ontology annotation, molecular function: aldehyde dehydrogenase (NAD+) activity. The record is from RefSeq and is a predicted model, not a curated record. Bases 1 to 1446 code for a protein of 481 amino acids. The transcript has 3 exons.
AUGGCCCCCUCCAAGCUCGAAACCAUCUCGUUCACCACCUUCUCCAACAUCAUCGACGGCCAGCCUCGCACCUCCAAGACCAAAUACCAUGGCAUCGACCCCACGACCAAACAACCCAACUGGGACGUCCCCGUCGCGAGCCCCGACGACGUCGAAGCCGCCGUGGCCGCGGCCAACAAAGCCUUCGCCGACUGGAAGACGACCAGCUGGGCGUACCGCACCGAGCGGAUCGGGCGGUUCAAAGAGGCGCUUGAGGCGUACGAGGACGAAAUGAUCGAGCUGUUGCUCAAGGAGACGGGGAAGCCCCGCCAGUUCGGCGCCCAGGAAGUCAAGUCGUGCGCGCAUUUCCUGGACUGGCAUCUAGGAAUGAAGGAGCCGCAGGGCGAAUCGUACGAUUUCCCAGACAAGUCCAUCGUCAACAAGUUCGUGCCGUUGGGCGUCGCCGCCGCCAUCUGUCCCUGGAACUUUCCGCUGUUGUUGAGCCUGGGGAAGGUGUUGCCGGCAGUGCAGAUGGGGAAUGCCAUCAUUGUGAAACCGAGUCCUUUUACCCCAUACACGGCGUUGAAAAUGGUCGAGAUUGCCAACACAGUCUUCCCGCCUGGAUUGGUGCAGGCGCUGGGCGGCGACGACAAGCUGGGUCCAGCGCUGGUCGAUCAUCCAGAAAUCCACAAGAUCAGUUUUACAGGGUCAAUCGCCACAGGCAAGAGAGUCAUGGCGGCGGCUGCGAAGACGGUCAAGCGUGUCACGCUGGAGAUGGGCGGCAAUGAUCCGGCCAUUGUGCUGCCUGAUGCUGACAUUGCCAAAGCGGCGCCGAUGGUUGCCAUGGGUGCCUUCUUCAACACCUCCCAAGUCUGUAUCGCCUCGAAACGGAUCUACGUCCACAGUUCGCAAUACGACGCCUUCCUCGAGGCCUUGACCAACGUGGCCAAAUCGCUGAAAGUCGGCACGCCCAACGAAGACGGCGUGAUGCUCGGCCCGAUCCAGAACAGCAUGCAAUACGAAAAAGUGAAGUCGUUCUUCCGCGACGCGAAAUCCCAGGGAUACAAAUUCGCCCUCGGGUCCAGCGACGUGCCGGAGUCUCAAGGCUUCUUUAUCAACCCGACCAUCAUUGACAACCCGCCGGACGACAGUAUGGUCGUGACCGAGGAGCCGUUUGGGCCGAUCGUGCCGGUGCAGAAAUACGAGGAUGUCGAGGAGGUCAUUCGCCGCGCGAACAAUAGCAAGGCCGGGCUCGGGGCGACUGUGUUUGGAAAGGACCCCAAAAUGCUGCAGUAUGUGGCGGACAGGCUGGAGGCUGGGAGUGUUUGGGUCAAUAGCUAUCCGGCGGCGGGACCGCAGGCGCAGUUUGGCGGCGUCAAAGAGUCGGGCAUUGGCACCGAGUUUGGGACGAUGGGCGUUCUGGCUUAUGCUAAUGUCAAGGCCAUCACGACUUUCAAGGAUGUUUGA